Molecule: messenger RNA, 1807 nt
Organism: Punica granatum (pomegranate)
Lineage: Eukaryota; Viridiplantae; Streptophyta; Magnoliopsida; Myrtales; Lythraceae
Source: RefSeq, a predicted model, not a curated record
CCGCUCAGCCGUUCCCUUCGAAUCGAGCACCGUGAAAAGUCAGGUUCCAUCCGAGAAUUACCCUUCUAUAAUCCCCUGUGCAGACCUGGGUGGGGGGAGAUUGCGUAUAUAAAGAAUUUGGGAACGCCGCUCAGCCGUUCCCUGUGGACCGAUCAUUAUUAAAGGGGAGGAGAGAGAUUCUCUUCACCUUUUCCAUCUCCUUCCUUGUCUCUCUCACUUUCUCUUUCGAUGUCCUUUUCAUCUUCGUCAAUCCCCCACGUAUAUGUAGUCGCACCAGCUGGUACUGUCAGUGGGGCAUUCGGUUUCCGGCACGUCUUUCCUUUUCGGGGACGCUCCAUAUUCACGGGGGGCUGUUAACAUUGUGAUCGCGUUUGGAUUUGCUCAGCUGGGUAUCAUCUCCCAAUCCUCGUCCUUCUUGUUCUUCCCGGGAUUUCGGGUCGUCAGCUUCAUUGCCAUAGACAUAGUGGGGGAGAGAAAGUUUGAGUCUUUUUUGGGAGGGUGAAUGAAGAUGAUGGGAUUCAAGGAGUUCUGGACGAAGAAGACACUUGUGGGGCUCGCGUUGGGGCAGUUCCUCUCUCUCCUCAUUACUUCCACGGGGUUCUCUUCCUCUGAACUAGCCAAAAAAGGGAUUAAUGCCCCGACUUCACAGUCUUUUCUAAACUAUUGCUUGCUGGCAAUUGUUUAUGGGAGUAUCGUCCUGUACCGCAAGCAACCUUUGAAGGCAAAAUGGUAUUAUUACAUAGCACUUGGAGUGGUAGAUGUAGAGGCCAAUUUUCUGGUGGUCAAGGCUUAUCAGUACACAUCUAUCACAAGCGUCAUGCUUCUAGAUUGUUGGGCAAUUCCGUCAGUCAUGCUCCUCACGUGGCUUUUCUUGAGCACAAAGUACCGAUAUAAGAAGAUCACAGGCGUGGUUAUCUGUGUUGCCGGUCUUGUUAUGGUUGUUUUCUCAGAUGUUCAUGCGGGUGAUAGAUCGGGUGGGAGCAAUCCUCGUAAAGGUGAUGCACUUGUCAUCGCUGGAGCGACACUUUAUGCUGUUAGUAACGUCAGUGAGGAAUAUCUUGUGAAGAAUGCUGACAGAGUUGAACUGAUGUCAAUGCUCGGAAUUUUUGGUGCCCUUAUCAGUGCGAUCCAAAUAAGCGUUCUUGAGCGUAAUGAGCUGAAAUCCAUUCAGUGGUCUGCUGGAGCAGCUCUUCCUUUUGUGGGGUUUUCGUUGGCUAUGUUCCUCUUCUACUCCUUUGUCCCAGUUCUGCUUAAGAUUAAUGGGUCCACAAUGCUUAACUUGUCGUUGCUGACCUCGGACAUGUGGGCUGUCCUUAUUCGCAUAUUUGCUUACCAUGAGAAGGUGGAUUGGAUGUACUUUGUAGCAUUUGCUGCUGUAUCCGUUGGGCUCGUCGUCUAUUCCAGUGGCGACAAAGACGACCAAAACCGUGCGGAUGUUGCUGAUGAAGAUGCUGAGAGGAGCAAGCACUUGGACGAGGAGGCAUGCUCAGGAAACCGGGACAGGAGCCUUAUCAGUGGAACUACAAAACCCGAACCAAGGACCAAGCACAACUUCGAAAGCAGCAACUCUUCAGCCGUGGUAGUAUGAGGAAAGAAUGACUUUCGCAUCAUGGAAAGGGCCAUACGAUCAUUUAUAUGUUUCUAUUCUAUGCGGACGAAGAGAUCAAAUCGAUCUCGCCGAUUGUCUUGAUCAUUUAAAAAGUUACGAGAUUUAUAUAGCAGCUCUUUUAAGGGGCCGUUACAGUACAAAUUGCAAUUGUAAAUGCAUCUUUUGCCAGGGGUGAGUCUUUACCUUCACUUUGCGUAA